Synchiropus splendidus (mandarinfish) is the source of this 3323-nucleotide messenger RNA. Its product is annotated as leucine-rich repeat neuronal protein 1-like. NCBI's taxonomy places the organism in Eukaryota, Metazoa, Chordata, Actinopteri, Syngnathiformes, Callionymidae. Bases 480 to 2612 code for a protein of 710 amino acids. The transcript is spliced from 2 exons. Gene Ontology annotation, molecular function: protein binding. The record is from RefSeq and is a predicted model, not a curated record.
UUUUGUUCUCCAGCCGCUGAAGAGUGAACAGAUGGUGAAGCGGCUUGUUUGGGAACCAAAGUCGAUGCCACAUGCGUCUUUGGUCCAGUCCAGCUGACCUGCAGCAGGCAGCUGCAGCCUCCUCGCUCCUCUUCAAGAUCUCCACCUGCCGGGACCGAGCGAUCUUCUCCUCCCAGGCUGCCUUUUUUUCAUUUCUUUUAUUUAUUUUUUUAACUCCUGUUGGAGAGAUUGAUGGUUUCUUCUUCUCGCACCGCAACACUCCGCGGACGCUGCGUGGGUCACAGCCGCCUGCAGCGGAUUCAACGCCGCGUCUGCGAAAGGUUGAGACACGGUUCCUAUAAAAGGACGACAUCAUCAGAGGUCAAGACCAGGAAGCAUCAUUUAGGAGCACAGCGGAGACACAGCUAAUGAUCAUAGAGUUCUCCCUCCACUCUCCAGCCUCUGAUCUAAGUCUUGUUUGAGGAGCAGGAGCCGACACCAUGCUGCACCAAUCUCUAAUCUGGCUGUGUGUUGGUUUGACUCUGUCCUCGAUAACAAAGGUACAGGGCAAGGAAUGUCCACACCUGUGCGUUUGCGAGAUACGGCCCUGGUUUACACCCCAGUCCACCUACAAGGAGGCAAUAACGGUCGACUGCAAUGACUUGAGGCUCACGCACAUUCCAGUGAACCUCUCCACGGACACGCAGGUGCUGCUCCUCCAGAGCAAUGCCGUCUCUCACACAAACGGGGAGCUGAGCAGGCUGGUCAAUCUGACGGAGCUGGAUCUGUCACAGAACAACUUCAGUACUGUGGAAGCAGUCGGCCUUUUCAACAUGAACCACCUAACAACGCUGCAUUUAGAGGAGAACCAGAUCAGCCAGCUGCCGGACCACUGCCUGGGAAACCUCACAAAUCUGCAGGAGCUCUACAUCAACCACAAUCACAUUCACUCCAUAUCCGCCAAGGCGUUUGCUGGCCUUCACAACUUGUUAAGACUCCACCUCAACUCCAAUAAAAUUAAUGUCAUAGAAAGUCGAUGGUUUGAGGAAACCCCAAACCUGGAGAUCCUCAUGAUCGGCGAGAACCCAGUCAUUGGUCUUCUGGAUAUGAACUUCAAACCGCUCAAAAGUCUGAGGAGUCUGGUUCUUGCUGGAAUGAAUCUCGUGGAUGUCCCUGCAAAUGCUUUUGUCGGUUUAGACAACCUGGAGAGUAUUUCCUUCUAUGACAACAAGCUCAUCAAAAUCCCUCAACUGGCUCUGGAGAAGGUUCCCAAUCUGAAGUUUUUGGAUUUGAACAAAAAUCCUGUGCAUAAAAUCCAGGAGGGAGACUUCCGGAACAUGCUGCGUCUGAAAGAGCUCGGCAUUAACAACAUGAUGGAGUUGGUUUCCAUUGAACGUUUUGCCCUGGACAACCUACCGGAACUGACGAAGCUGGAGGCCACCAACAACCCGAAGCUGUCUUUCAUCCACAGACAGGCCUUCAGAGACAUGCCAGCGCUGGAGAGCCUGAUGCUCAACAGCAACGCUCUCACUGCGCUCUACCUGCACACCGUGGAAGUGCUGCCCAACCUACGAGAGAUCAGUCUGCACAGCAACCCACUGCGCUGCGACUGUGUCAUUCAGUGGAUGAGCACAAACCGGACCACGGUCCGUUUCAUGGAGCCUUUGGCGAUGAUGUGUGCCUCCCCGAUUGAACUCAGAGGCCAGCGAGUGAGGGAGCUGAAGGUGCUGGGUUCCACGGAGCAGUGUAUCCCCCUCAUAUCCCAUGACACCUUCCCCAGUCACCUGAACCUCAAGAUAGGCAUGAGUGUGACCCUGGACUGUCGGGCCAUGGCUGAGCCAGAGCCUGAGAUCUACUGGGUAACUCCUCUUGGAAUCCGAAUCGACAGUGAAACUGUAUCAGAGCGGUACCACGUUAGCAGGGACGGCACCUUGCAGCUGUCUCAUAUGCAAGUGGAAGAUUCUGGCCAUUACACCUGUGUGGCCCAGAACGUCGAAGGGGCUGACACUCGGGUUGCAACAGUUCGUGUGAAUGGGACUCUGCUGGACAAUGGCCAGGUGAUGCAAAUCUACGUCAAGCAGACGGAAUCUCACUCCAUUCUUGUGUCCUGGAAGAUCAACUCUCAUGUCAUGUCCUCCAACCUGAAGUGGGCCUCAGCCACGAUGAAGAUCGAUAACCCACACAUUACCUAUACAGCGCGCGUCCCAGUGGAUGUCCACGAGUACAACCUCACACAUCUCCAACCUGCCACUGAAUACGAGGUGUGUCUCACAGUCUCCAACAUUCACCUGCAGACACACAAGUCGUGCGUCAAUGUGACGACGCUGAGCGCUACCUUUGCCCUGAACCUUUCGGACCAGCAUCCCAGUGCAGCCGUGAUGGCCGUCAUGGUGACUGCUCUUGCCUUCCUCAGUGUGGCCACCGUGGCCAUCUACACUGCCCGUCGGUGGAGAAGAAAAAACUAUCACCACUCGCUGAAGAAAUACAUGCUGAAAACCUCAUCCAUUCCCUUGAAUGAACUCUACCCACCCCUCAUUAACCUGUGGGAGACGGAGGGAGAGAAGGACAAAGAUGCCAGUACGGAGGGAAAGCCUUCUCCUGUGGACACCACGCGUAGUUACUACAUGUGGUGAGGAGUUAGUAGCGAGGCCUAGUUGUCUCCACAGUAGCACAGACACACUUUUGCCAUUUUGGCGCAAAAGUCCAUUGAAGUUGCAAAUGUCUUUUUUUGUAUUGUCAGCUUUGCUAUUAACAGGCAGAGUGAUUGAGCACAGAGUUUUCUUUACUAUAGCGUAUCGCAUUAUGUUGGACUCUUUCUACUUUGAUUUGUUUUGGGCUUUCCAAAAUGGCAGAUCUACUUAGCCUGUCUUAGUUGCAAUGCUGUUUCUGUGGUGCAAUCUUAACUCACUUUUGUUCGGGUUAAUAACACUGCAGCAGGGACCGAAUGUCCCGCAGCAUUGGUAGAGCAGUGUUCCUCUCUGUUUGGUAAAACAGGUAAUCUUCUGUACACUGAUAGGUCAUGGAGUUUGUAUAAACUCCGAAGUAAGAGCCGACAGUGGAGUUUAGACUUGUUCAACUGUCUACUGAAUGUUAGCAAUUGUGCAGUAAUGUUGUAUCAACUAUACCUUCAAUCUUUUCUCAUUUAAAGCGGAAGAGAAUAGUAUUUUAGUAAUCACUAUACUGACGUGUUUGAUUUGCCAUCUGUAAUUUCACUUUUCCUUUACGUUAAAAAGCACAUUAGAAUUUCCCUCUUAUUAAGAGAUUGUACGUAAGGGGACUAGAAUCUUUUCAACAUUAAUUAGAGCAUUAUUUUUCAUGUAUAUUGACAUCAGUAUAAUAAAUCU